AUGCGUCCCUCCCUCCUUCUCCGGGCAGCUCAGCACCGGACUCCCCUGAUCAAGUUCAUCGGAAAGCACACCCCACCGAAGUCAAUCGAUCACGCUCCUCACCCUCAUCCUGCCUCGCCGACCCAUUCUCUCCCCGACAGUUUCAUUACCUACCGCUCCAAGGCACAGCAACAUGGUCCUUUAGGAAGCCAGCACGGCAACGGCAACGGCCAGGGGCAUGCCUCGCCCUACCAAGCACCUACCUCGGGGGUGAUGACGUACGGACGCAUCGGCGGCACUCCCGGACAGGCUCUUGGGCCAGUCGAGCCCCGAGAAGGCGAGUACUUUGACAGAAAUGAACUGCCCAAGAGGUUUUGGCGCCCUCAGUGGACGGAAGAGGAGAUUGAGGCCGUCAACAGCGGCGGCGCCGGGUUAUUCGCGUGA
This is a messenger RNA of Capronia coronata CBS 617.96, 423 nucleotides long. RefSeq lists its product as uncharacterized. The transcript has 2 exons. The coding region runs from base 1 to 423 and encodes 140 amino acids. Lineage: Eukaryota; Fungi; Ascomycota; Eurotiomycetes; Chaetothyriales; Herpotrichiellaceae. Gene Ontology annotation, biological process: 2-oxoglutarate metabolic process. The record is from RefSeq and is a predicted model, not a curated record.